This is a messenger RNA of Notechis scutatus (mainland tiger snake), 3726 nucleotides long. Lineage: Eukaryota; Metazoa; Chordata; Lepidosauria; Squamata; Elapidae. The record is from RefSeq and is a predicted model, not a curated record.
CAACAUCCUCACCCAGCGGCCAUUGGCCGCACAGGCUGCCGUUCGCGCCCUCUCCGAAUCUCCCCUGCAAGGAAGGUUUGAAAGUUGGGCGGGUGGCAACCCUCGGUGACAGGAUGGUUGAAGAUAGUGGAGUCUCUAACUCAAGCAUUGAGUUUUGGCUGAACAAAACUCUUGAGUGGGAUCAGAUCACUACUUUAGAAUCUCAGCAAGAUGUCUGCCUUCACUUGCCUGAAUUACAGGAAUUUCUCCUGCAGAUUUAUGGAGCUUUGAAACAUAUGAGCUCAACAACUGCAGUCCAAACAUUUCCAUUAAUUGGUCAGUUAUUGGGAAGACUUUGUUGGAAUCCUUUUGUCAUUGGUUACGAUGAAUGCCAGAAGAUUCUGAUAUGCUGCUUAUGUUGUCUGUACAGUGGUGAACCACAGAACCCUCUGGAAUUGAAGGCCAACAGCUGGAUACAAAAGUCAUUGUGCCAUCUGCUGUCCAUUUGUGGAAUGGGAAAUCAUCAUACUGAUAUUAAUAAGUUUAUUUCAACUCUUGGCUUCACAUCAGUAGAUUACUACUCUAAACUCAUUGAAAAUAUAGUCUCAUCAUUAGUGGCGGAACUCCACGGAACCCAGGUUAAUGGAUUUAACAGUCAACAAAACAUCUCUUGUCGAGUAACCUCCAUGUCUCUUCUCUGCGUACCUCUUAUAACUCUGCCUGGUAUAAAACCACUUCUUGAAACUCUCCUUAACUAUCAUGAUCAUGGACCAGAAGAAGUGCUUCACUCUCAGUUUUUAGAAGCAGUGAAUGAGGCUAUAUUGCAGAAAAAUAUCUCAUUAUCUGAAACUGCUGUCCUGCAAUUAUGGCUUCGUCACCUUCCUAGUCUGGAGAAGGCAGUACUACGAAAUAUUGAACAAUUAAUAUCCAGUCAAACAAAGUCAAUGCAAGAGAUGGCAUAUGUGAUAAAAGAUUCUUUACUGCACCGAGCUGCAUGUCAUCCAGCUGUCUUCAGAACUAUUGAUGAAAUUUUCAAGAAUGCACUGUUGGAAACUGACGGAGCUCAAGAAAUAAUGACUGUAAUGCAGGUGUUUACACAGUGCUUUGUUCAAGCUUACCAUGAGAAUAAUAAGCAGCAUAAAUUUCCACUGAAGGCCUAUUUUCCUCAUAAUCCACAUUCACUUGUGAUGGCUCUUCUUAAAUCUCCUUCAGAUUUGCCUGAUAAUGGUGUAUAUCAGCAUUUAGACCACCUUGCUGGAAUGCUCAAAACAACAGUAGAGAUCAAAGGCUCUGAGUCUUUGGAUGAACUCUUCAACAAUUGGUUUUUGUUGAUUCACUUUGGAGAAUGGGCUGAUCUUACAGCAAAGCAAUUGCUGUUGUCACAAGCAGAGUCUUCUAACUUGUUGUGGCUUUUGGUAUUUUACUAUAGUCCAAACAACAUGAAUCGGCAGAGAACUCAAAUAAUGGUAGAAGCUAGAUCUGCAUGUGACUAUCUGACAAGCCUUUCAAGGAUGCCAACCAUUUCUGUUGCAGACCUACAAACUUUAUUCAACAGCAAAACCACUCUAACUGCAACUAAACAUAUUGUUACGCAUCUGAUUAUCAGCUUUGUGCUAUUUACUCCUAAUGGACACAGCAUAGCCAGAGAAUUUAUUGCCUACAUUCUAGCUGAAAGUGAUGAAAUCCCACAAGUAACUGGACUUCUUACCCAUAUCUCAAAUACAACUAGCCAUCUUGGAGUGAAAUAUCAAUGCUCUGUAAAGCUAGCAAAUGAUCUGCUCCAGGAAUUCCGAUAUAGUGCUUAACAAUUCAGAAUUGUGGAAAAGAGAGAAGAAAUUACUGUUUCUUGCAGUAAUACUUGUGGAGCUUUCCUAGAUCACUAAGGGACUCAAGUUGCAUUUUUAGAUGGCUGUUUUAAGGAAAGUUAGAAAAACAGCCUGUUAGGAGGUACCUCAGGUGUUCCUAAUUCAGAACCACAUAUGUGCUGUUUCCUAUCAAGCUGUCUCAUGCUUGAAAAUUUGACACACACACCCUUUUUUCAAAGGCAUGUUCAUAGUUGCAAUUUAAAUGCUAUCUUAACAUUGAUUCUGGGAAUUUGCACAGGGGUGGUCCAUGUAAUACCAAAUGCCAGAACGGUUUCCCUUGCUUUUUCUGGCUGUAUUCCUUCAACCGACUGUCUGACUCUAUAAAAGGUGUUAAAAGCCCUUGAGCUGCUUUCUGAAGGGCUUAAGUAUACUCAAACUGACUAGGCCCUUUUAAUGGCCAGCAUUCUACAAACAUCACAACUGUGACUGAAGUCUUGCAUCCCCAUUGCCAUCCUGCCAACCAACAAGCAACCUAACCAACUUUCAAUUGACAAGCAGCAAUCCUUCAGUAGUUGAUUUCUCCCUAGGCUUGUCAUUUUGUUUUAAGCAAUAGUAAAGUAUAGAAAAAAGAAAUUGUUUUACAAACAGCUAAAGGUUUUGCUUUUCCACAUUAAGCUUUCUUAUAAUUAAUCAUAGUUCUCUUUAAUUGGCUAAUGAAAAAUAAUGACCAGACUCAAAUUACCCUACUUUGGAUACGUUACAUAAAGACCUUGCUCUCUGAAGGCGGCUCUUCAGAGAGCUAGAGAAAGGUGGAAAGGGAAAACAAACACCACCAGCAGGAAAGUGGAUGGACUGACUUACAGUGGCAAUGAGUAUAUCUGUUGGAAAGCCUGAAGCACCAGAUUAGGGACAGAUUGUCAAUCAACCUGUCAGAUUCUCUUGGGCUCUUUUUGGGAGGAAGAACACUAUAGAAAUAAAAUAAUUAUCACAGCAUGAGAAGAACUGGAGGAAAACGUAAUGUCUGCAUUUGGAUUAAGAAGGUGUGUGUUGUCACUCAUCUUCCAUGCAUUAAGUCAGAAACACAGGUCUAUAUACAAAAGCACUAAAUAUCUGUCAUUUAAUACUUUAUAUAUUCUUAAUAUGUUUUAUGAAGGCAGGUUAUAUAGUCUUAUUUUUAUAUCAAACAGAACCCAAUGAGUUCUUAUUCAGAACCCAAUACAUACACCUAACAGAAUUAAAAUACCCAACAAAAAGAAGGAGAUGUUACUGGCAUUCAGUUUCUCUUUUCUAAACUUACAUUAAUUGAUCUUGUGAGCAUCAAAUAAUUGUUAUUUUGUACUCAACACUACUAAAUGUAUGUCCAAUGUCUGGCAUUAAAGGGAAUUAAUUAGCAAUAUCCAAACAUGUCAACAGAGGUCUCUUUCUUUUUUUAAAUGGGAGAGCUGUGAUGGAAGUGGAUGCACAUUUAAGAGAAAUUCUUGAAUGUAAAAUUGACUUUUACCAAAAGUGAAAUAUUUCUUCUUGGAUUGUUCUUAUUUGUUUUCAUGGGUUUGUUGUUAAUAAUGUAUGCUAUCUAGAGCUUUUAUGGAGUUUUGUAUAGUGUUCUACAUUUGGCAAAACAAUCAUCUUAAUAUAGUUUAAAUCAUGAGACAAUUGUUUUCUUUGUGAUGUUUUACUUUCUGAAUUCCCUUACUCAGCCCAUUAUCUUUCACAGUGGCAUAACAAAAUGAUGAGCUGCUUUUCCUUCAUUGUCCUUUGCAAAAGGCUGUGAAAUAGAGCACAACCUCUUUCAAGAAUAGUUUGGAUCCUUUCUUGAAUACAUCAAAAGGUCUACAGUAAGAGCUAUUGCUGUAGCUCAGUAAGAGGCCAUGCAGGCUCCAGAUGUCUGCAGAGCUGAAUCCAGGACUGCUAGCAGUUUAAUUCAGCUGAUUAAAAUUUAGAA